AUGCGGAGCCUCGGCUGCCGUGCCACGGGGGAGAUGGACGCGCCGGGGGCGAAGAACGCAUAUGGUGCUGACGUGCCAGCUCGUUGCUGCGUCGGUAAAGGGCAUCUUCUCUCUCUCAGGGACUUCUUGAGCGAUGAUGAAAACGAGAAGAGAAACGUGCAAUCUUCAGAUGACUCCUUCGAGCCUUACCCCGAAAAGAAGGUUUCUAGCAAGAAAAGCGACGGCAAAGAAGCGAAGAAGGCAGAAGAACCCAAAAUAAGGAAGAAGCCGGGGCCUAAGCCAGGGUGGAAAAAAAAAAUCAAAUGUGAAAGGGAGGAGCUGCCUACCAUUUACAAGUGUCCUUACCAGGGAUGCACGGCUGUCUACAGGGGGGCGGAUGGCAUGAAGAAACACAUCAAGGAGCAUCACGAAGAGGUUCGGGAGAGGCCCUGUCCUCAUCCUGGCUGCAACAAGGUGUUCAUGAUUGACCGGUACCUACAGCGCCACGUGAAGCUCAUUCAUACAGAGGUACGUAAUUAUAUCUGUGAUGAAUGCGGGCAGACCUUUAAGCAACGCAAGCACCUCUCGGUCCAUCAGAUGCGGCACUCGGGAGCAAAGCCCCUCCAGUGUGAGAUCUGCGGGUUCCAGUGCAGGCAGCGAGCGUCCCUCAAGUACCACAUGACCAAACACAAAGCCGAGACGGAGCUGGAGUUUGCCUGCGACCAGUGCGGGAAGCGUUUCGAGAAGGCCCAUAACCUUAACGUCCACAUGUCCAUGGUGCACCCUCUGACCCAGACUCAGGACAAAGCCAAGCCACUGGAGCCAGAGCCCGUUCUCCUCCUCACUACUUCAGGGACUGCGGAAAGCCAGGCGGUAAAGCCAGAAGUGACUGCGCAGCAGGAGCCCACCUGAGGGGGAUGGGGACGCUGUCCCCGUCCAGCCCUGUAGAAGCCGUACGGCAGAGGGGAGAUUGUCAGGCUACCUUUUAGUCUCCCAAAGGACUCAGUGGAAUUAGCUUCAGCUCGCUCAGAAAAAGCUUGUUAUCAUGCUGUGAUUCUCCAUGCUCACGUCUGAUUCAGCAGUGUUGUACUAAGUCUGUCUAACCCCCGGGGAGGCGGCAGCACCCCUUCGUGGUUCCCCUUCUCCCCACGCACACAGGUGUAGAAACCAAGUUGGCCACAACUGUUCCCUGCCCGCACAAGCUGCUGCCCGCACAGAAAUGCCCUCGGGUGGCUGUCAGGGUACAGAGGACCGUGGAGCAACUUGAAGCAGACUUUU
Molecule: messenger RNA, 1257 nt
Organism: Balearica regulorum gibbericeps (East African grey crowned-crane)
Lineage: Eukaryota; Metazoa; Chordata; Aves; Gruiformes; Gruidae
Source: RefSeq, a predicted model, not a curated record